Molecule: messenger RNA, 1857 nt
Organism: Daldinia loculata
Lineage: Eukaryota; Fungi; Ascomycota; Sordariomycetes; Xylariales; Hypoxylaceae
Product: choline dehydrogenase
Exons: 9
Coding region: 1-1857 (618 amino acids)
Molecular function (GO): flavin adenine dinucleotide binding; oxidoreductase activity, acting on CH-OH group of donors
Source: RefSeq, a predicted model, not a curated record
AUGAAGCUGAUAGCAACUCUCGGGCUAUUCGGUGCGGCGAUUUUAGCUGUGGAAGCGAGUCCCGAGAUAGAUAUAACCGUCCCUCGCCUUCCCAAGCAGAAUAACUACCCACCAAGCGGGCCUCAGCUGUCAGCUAAUCCUCCCGGAAACAAGUCAUAUGAAUAUAUAAUCGUAGGUUCUGGCGCCGGGGGCUCUCCCCUUGCAGCCCGGUUGGCACUCGCCGGUCACAGUGUUCUGCUGAUCGACGCCGGUGGCGACCACGGCAGGUUACGCGAGGUCGAGAUCCCAAGUCUUUAUAUCGGGGCAUCGGAAAGGACCGAGCUGAGCUGGGGUAUCUUCACUCGACACUAUGAAGAUGAUGCGCAGACCAAGAGAGAUAGAAAGUUGACGUACCUCGCACCAGAUGGGGACUAUUACAGUGGUGUGAACCCCCCGGAAGGCUCUGAGAUACUCGGGAACUACUACCCUCGCGUCGGUGGAUUAGGGGGCUGUACUCAACAUCUAGCUCUGGUGCCCCUUGCGCCGGCGAGAAACGACUGGGACUAUAUCAAGAACCUGAGGAGUGAUCAGAACUGGGACGCAGAGAAUGAGACUGAUGAUACCACCAAGGCCCAUGGAUUCAACGGCUGGUUCCCGACAACCAUCGAACCUCUGGCCCUAUACACCAGCGAUUUGAAUUUCGUCUCCAUUAUCCUCCCGGCCGCCUCUGCAAUGGGUAUCCAGACAGAUAGUACCCUCAGCUACAUUCGAAACUCCAUCAGGGGCAACAGCAUUGCCGGGAAAGUCUCCUGGUCUCCAGACCCCGACAGCACCUCGGUGCUCAGCCGCAAGCGCUCGACGCCACGGAAUUGGAUCUACGACAUAGCCACGGCUAAGAACGCUGAUGGCUCGAAGAAGUAUCCCUUAGACAUUCCAUUGUAUACUCUCGUUACGAAGGUGAACGUCGAUACUACGGGCGAUAAGCCCAAGGCUGUUGGCGUCGACUACCUGUAUGGCGAAGCUCUGUACCGGGCCGAUCCCCGAUCCAGUCCCACCGGAAAAUCCGGUACCCCCGGAUCUGUCUCGGCGACUCGCGAGCAUCGGUCCGCCGCGGAGCUAGAAAAAUUCGGUAUCCCGGUUAUCAAGGAUCUUCCCGGCGUCGGCGGUAACCUACAGGACCGAUAUGAAACCGGUGUAACAGUCUCAUCGUCGAGUAACUUCACUCUCUUCAAAAACUGCACAUUCAUCACAACAGACGACGACCCAUGCUACGAAACAUGGGCGCAGCCAAGUCCCGACCCCUUAGCACACGGCUCAUACGCUACCGACGGCAUCUCCAUGGGCAUGUUUCUGCGAUCAUCGACUGCUGGCCCCGAUCAGGACCUAUGGGGGUACUUCCCGGGCAUGGGCAGCACGGUGAUCACGCCGGCCGAGAAGAACUACUUCACGUGGCUGGUACUCAAGGCGCACUCGCGCAACAACGCCGGCACCGUAAACCUGACUAGUGCUGACCCCCGCGACACGCCGCGUAUCACGUUCCGCAACUUCGGCGAGGGUGACUCGUCUCGCGCGGCGGACGCAGAUAAGGAUUUGCAGGCUGUGGUGGACGGCAUGCGUCUAGCGAUCCAAGUCUUCGACACCCUCGAACCGCUCGAGACCGGCGAGUCGUUCGAGCGCGUGUGGCCGCCUGCUGAGAUACAGCCGGACGAGGACUUGAAGCAGUGGGCGCGUGAUGAGGCAUGGGGUCAUCAUGCUUCGUGUACUUGUCCGAUCGGUGCGGAUGACGACCCCUUGGCUGUUUUAGAUGGCCAAUUUCCUGUUCGUGGAGUAGAUGGGUUGAGAGUCGUGGAUGCGUCGGUGUUCCCGAAGAUCUCGUAA